Messenger RNA from Episyrphus balteatus (marmalade hoverfly), 620 nucleotides. Its product is annotated as coiled-coil domain-containing protein 86. Bases 112 to 570 code for a protein of 152 amino acids. Lineage: Eukaryota; Metazoa; Arthropoda; Insecta; Diptera; Syrphidae. The record is from RefSeq and is a predicted model, not a curated record. Gene Ontology annotation, cellular component: nucleolus. The transcript is spliced from 2 exons.
AAAUUGACAUUUCAUGUUGCACGUGUAGACGGUUUGUUUUUGUUCACACUAUUUUCCUAUAAAAAAAUUAUUUCGGUUUUUUUCUCAAAAAAGUUAUACAAAUUUUGUAAAAUGUCCAACCAAGAAAAUAAAAUAAGUACUGAAACUGUAAGUACCGAAAAUCUACCUAAAGCGACUAAAAGGAAUACUACCAUCAAAUCAAAGAAAAUUAAGAAAACCGAAAAUAUACCUCGAGGACUCCCCAAAUCGGGAAGACCAUGGAAAACGCCAAAACAAAAAUUUUCAUCAAUUAAAAAAACAAUACAUAGAAAUUCACUUCAGAAGAAAACGGAACUUCGCAACGAAAUUCGUCACAUCAAAGAGCUUUCAAAAUCUAUAAAAGACGCAAAGAAAGAAGCCAAUGAACUUAAAAAGCAACGACGUCUUCAGAAUGCCGAGCGCAGAUUAGAAAAUGAACGCCGUUCUGAAGUUGUACAGGUCAUCAAAAAUCCAGCUAAACUCAGGCGAAUGAAGAAGAAGCAUAUGCGAAUGAUUGAAAAACGUGAUCUGGAUAAAGUUAAGGCUGUUUAAUUGGAGGUGCAUUUGUUAAGUAAUAAAAAGAAUAUUUUAUAAAUACGAAA